AUUUAUUUAUUUAUUUAUUUAUUUAUUUUUCUUGAUCUCUCUCUUUAAUGAGAAGAUUUAUAGUUAUUUGAAUUUCUUGGGACAUUUCUAUUAUUCCAGCUACGAGUCUCUCCAGACAUUUUCCUGUCACUAUUGACUACAUAUGUAUUUCUUUAUCACCUCUGUGGUUAGCUUCUCUAAUUAAAUUUUUUAUUAACAAUCUAGUCUCUUCUCCAGAUUGUUUUUCUGUACAUGUCUGUGUACUACUGUCUGUUAGUACUACAUGUGCCACACUAUUCCAUUUUGGAGAACCUCUAAAAAUUCUUAUUGUUCCUGACUGCUCAUAAUGCCCUCUGACUCUGAGGUUUUGCACUGGAUAGCCACUUCCUGUUCAUAGUGACUUCCUAACUUUAUGGCCCACUGCAUGACUGCUAAAGCAACUUUAGAUUCCUGAAAAUUUCCUCUUUGCAAUCCAUCUCAGCUUGGUAACCAUAAAAGUAUCUGACCUGGCUCUAUCUCCUGGACCAAAGUCUCUGCCCUUAAGGUCUUUUUCUCCCAUUCUUUUACCUGGUAGUCUCCCCAGGUGUAGGCUUGAAUUAAGAUAUUACUGGAUUUUCUCUGGGCUUUUUUACCUGCUAUAUUAGGAUGUCCCCUACUACAGUUUUUUCAACUCAGUAGCCCCUCUAGACCCCUCUCUAGGUCUCACGGUUAGCGAUCUCAUUUCCUGGCCCUUCAGUCCUUUCUUUGGACUGGAAUAUGUCCUUCCUCUGUUGCCUCUGCUGUUGUCUUCUUCUAGCACUCUUCCUCUUCUUCACCGAAGUCUUCGUCUGGCUCACCUCAGCUUUAGGUUGCAACAUGCAACAUUCUUCCUUAUUGUUAACCUUAAUUUCAUAAUCAUUCAAGCAUUCAAGCAUAUAUGGCCUUUGCUUAAAAACAAGCAAAUAACAACACUGAAACAGAUUCUACUGGGAAGAUCUUAACCUCUCUGUGGAAUAAUAAGGACUGUGAAAAUUAAUUUUCAAAGAAGAGGAGAAAUCUGAAAUUAUUGUCACCAACAGAACAAAGUCAACAAAGCAACAGCGUUUCACUGAAACAAAUUGUAAGCAAUGGGGAGCAAUCUGUCAGCUCUAAAAGACCGUGGCUACACUCUAGUGAGUGAAAAGGAGAACAAGAUCCUCGUGAAAAAUGAAGGUGGUGAUCAGUUUGUCAUCAAAAAGUUGAGCUCAAACCAGGGAGAAUCAGAAUUCCUCCUCCAGCUCAAUCAUCCACACAUCAUCCAUCACAAAGAAAUUAUCACAGAUUCUGACUGUGCGUAUCUUGUAAUGGAGCACUGUGAGGGUGGAGACCUCGCUAAGAAAAUCAAAAACAAAAAGGAGGGAAACUUUACAUUUUCUGAAAAUGAGAUUCUGGACUGGAUUGUGAAAAUAUGCAUGGCUUUAAAGUACCUGCAUGAUCAAUGGAUCCUGCAUAACAACCUGCUGCCCGAGAGCAUAUUCUUCACUGAAUUUGGAACCAUCCGUCUUGGGGAGUUUGGAGUGAUUCAUCAACGGUUCACUGAAGAGCAAACAUUAGGAAAUAAACCUUCUUCCUAUGUUGCACCUGAGAUUUUGAAUGACAAACCUUAUGAUGAGAAAACUGACAUAUGGAGGUUGGGAUGUGUCAUCUAUGAGCUGUGCAUGCUGAAGUGUGCGUUUCCUGCAGUACUCACAGUUGAGACUGUUAAAAAGAUACUCACAUCCUCCUAUGAAGCUCUUCCUGAGACCUUCUCUGAUGACCUUCGUCAGCUGGUAACAGACACACUUCAGGCUGAUCCAGCGAGCCGUCCGUCUGUCAGUGAGAUCUUGACCAGACCUUUCAUCAUUAAUUAUCUUUGUGAAGAGAACAUGAAAACUAUUAGGACUCUUUAUAGGACACUAGAGGAACUGAGAGCCCUGGCUGAUGAUUUGGAAAGAGUCCAUUUCAACACAACCGUAGGCAGCCUCACGGGAGGUGUUGUAGGAUUGGCUGGAGGAAUCACAUCUAUAGUUGGACUUAUUCUCUCUCCAUUCACUUUUGGAGCGUCUUUGGUAGUAACAGGAGUGGGAAUCGGUACAGCAGUAGCUGGUGGAGUAACAGCUGGUGUGAGCAACAUAACAAACAUGGUUAACCAGCGAACAAACCGACAAAAGAUCAAAAUGAUCAUAAAAGAGUUCCAAGAAAAAAUUAUGUCCACAGUUUGCUGCAUCCAAAACAUCCAAAUAGCAAUGGAAACUUUAGAAAACCAGUUUUCCACAAGCAAGUCAUUUUCCAAUGCGCAAGCUGGGGCAAAUGCUGGAGUUCGAAUUGGCCGAGGACUGGGAGGAAUUCCGGAGAUUCUCCGUGUAAUUCAAGUUGCAAAUGUUGGGAAAGUUGCAGCUCAGGCUGCAAGAGCCGUUCGAGUGGCUGAAGCAGCUACAGGGGUUUUAUCUGCACUUUUUGUUGCGGUUGACGUCUUCUUUGUUUUUCUCGACUCAAGAGAAAUCCACAACAUCCGUCAAGAUUAUGCUUUAAGAGAGAGUCAACGAGAAUCAGAAUCCACCAGCAACCAAUCCACUGGGUCUACUGACCAGACAUCAAAUAACAAUGACGCAACAAAUCUGCUGCCCACAGACACUCAACAAGCUGAAGAGCUGAAGUCCGAGACCAUGAAAUUUGUGACAAAAAUCAAGCAGACAACAGAGGAGCUUCAAGCUAUUUUGGAUACACUACGAGAUGCAUUGCACCCAAACACUGUCAACUAAGAAUUACUGUAUGAGAGGUGGUGGUUUGUAACUCUCAGUAUGUUCUUCAAUCAUAGAUAUAUGUAAUGUAUGUAAUGAUUAUAGAAGUAGCAAAGGUUAUGUGAAGAUAAAAAUAUAUUCUGGGCUUUCAUGAUGAAAUUACUGAAUCAAUAUCACUAGUUUGAGUAACGCUCAGAGAAGAUUUUUAAUAAGCAAUAAAGGAAGCAUUUUAGCUUACUGCACUCAUUUAAUUGUGUUAAGAAUGUAUAUCAAUACUUCUGGCCUUUAUUACCUUGAUGUUUUGGAAAUCAGAAAACAAAAACUUUUCCUGUUUUUCUGUAUGCGAGUGGCUGCUUAAUGUAAUUUUCUUUGACAUAUACUGAAAUAAAUAUAUCACAGAAAUGCAAA
This is a messenger RNA of Ctenopharyngodon idella (grass carp), 3125 nucleotides long. Its product is annotated as calcium/calmodulin-dependent protein kinase type 1D-like. NCBI's taxonomy places the organism in Eukaryota, Metazoa, Chordata, Actinopteri, Cypriniformes, Xenocyprididae. Gene Ontology annotation, molecular function: protein kinase activity; lipid binding; ATP binding. Bases 1086 to 2738 code for a protein of 550 amino acids. The record is from RefSeq and is a predicted model, not a curated record. Gene Ontology annotation, biological process: protein phosphorylation; lipoprotein metabolic process; lipid transport. Gene Ontology annotation, cellular component: membrane; extracellular region. The transcript is spliced from 11 exons.